Molecule: messenger RNA, 4002 nt
Organism: Rhopilema esculentum
Lineage: Eukaryota; Metazoa; Cnidaria; Scyphozoa; Rhizostomeae; Rhizostomatidae
Source: RefSeq, a predicted model, not a curated record
GCGAACAAUAGCCUUUUGUUCUAUGUUUUUGUCCGACAACGCGCUAGAGCCCAGACUUCCGUAAGUGCAAUACGAUAUCACUUCUCAGGCCAAUGUGUUCUUUCAUAGAUUUGUAAUGUCGACCGCCUAGUCAUUUUGAUUCGAUAUGCCAGGAGCUAACUGUGCAAUUUUUAAUUGUGGAGCAUGCAGAACACCGAAAUACAAAGGUAUAUCAAUUAUCAAAGUCCCUACUGCUGUAGAUGAAACAACGAAGAAGUGGAGAAGCGAGAUUUUAAAUGUGAUUACCCGGGACAGGGUUGUCGAUGCAAACCUGAGAAAGCAAAUUGAAGAAGAUCGUGUAUACAUCUGCGAGCAACACUUUCACCAGGAGGAAUUGUACCAAUAUAAUAAUCGAAAAACACUGAAAGAAGGUGUCAUUCCACAUCUGCUGCUGCCAAAAAAAAGUAUCACCACAAAAACACCCACUGCUGCUAGACGUUCAAGUGAUCAUAUAGCAAAAAGAGAACACGCAACAGCUGCAGAUUUAUCAAUACAAACAAAAUCAUGCUACAAAGACUUUGCAGAGUUUAUCAAAAGAAUCAGGACAUUGAAACUGGAUGUAAUCAUUAAAGAAUUACCAAAUGCAUGUCUUAUCACAAAAAAUGGUGGUGAAUAUGCUAUACCAAAAUUUGAAAUAAAUGUGGAUAAAGAUUUAACCUUCUUCAUUCGAGUAUUUUGCUGGUUGUUGCCCAAAAACAAUCAUAUAAUAGAGAGUUGCAAAGGAAGCAUGAAAAAUGUUACUCUUACUGUACUGAUAAAGGAAAUUGAGAACUCUAUUCUCUGCCCUGGUCUUGACUUGACUGUUCUAACCCAGGAAGGUUCAAAAAGUGAUGUGAAAAUGCAUAUGGUGCCAAAGAUUCCUUCUACUUUUACAGAACACAGUCAGCCACUAUUGCAGGAUGAAUUUAUGCGUGCUAUUGGGUGUCACAUUUUACUGGAUGAAACUUCUCCAGUUCCCUGCAGUGAAUGUAAAACAAAAUUUCAAUAUGAGAUGAAGCUGUUAAACAGAAAGCAAAACCUCACAAACACUCCUGCAAAACUGAAAGCACCAUUGUCAGCAACAAAUCCACAGCGCAUAAUAUUAGCACUACAGGAAAACCGUUUGCAAUGUAAGCAGCUGCAAGUUAGAUUACAAGAAAUGAAAAAUGAAAUUGAAAAGUCAGCAAAACCUAUCAGCCAAGAGCUUGGUGCUGACUUAAAAUCACUGUUCAGUACUUGUGAUCAGAGGAAAAUUCCUCCUUUCAUGAAAUUGUUCUGGGAAGAACAGCAAAAAUACCUUCAGCAACCAUUAGCUCAGGUGCGAUAUCAUCCAAUGGUUAUCAAGUUUUGCCUGGCAUUGGCUGCAAAGUCCACUUCAAUGUACUGUGAGAUUCGUCUAAAUGAAAAGGAAGGGACAGGUAUUUUGGUUCUGCCAAGUCUUCGCACUUUACGUGAUUAUCGUAAUCACAUCAGACCAACAAGAGGAUUCAAUGCUCAAAUAGUUGCUGAUUUACAAAAGAAAACAGCAGGUUUCAGUCCUGUAGAAAGAUAUAUUGUAAUCAGUUUUGAUGAAAUGAAGAUUCAGGAAGACCUGGUAUGGGAUAAAAAUACAGGUGAAUUGAUUGGCUUUGUGGACCUUGGUGAUACUGAAGUGAACUAUGGAACACUAGCUAAGGCUCAAGAACUUGCUAGUCAUGUCCUUGUGUUUCUUGUCAAAUCGAUAGUGAAUCCUCUGUCAUACAGUUUUGCUACCUUUGCUACCAAAGGUGCAAGUGCUUUUCAGCUCUUUCCUUUAUUUUGGCGAGCUGUGGCCAUCUUAGAAGGCACUUGUUCCCUUCAAGUUGUUGCAACUGUGUCAGAUGGUGCCUCAUCAAAUAGAGCAUUUUUCAGGAUGCAUAGAGGGAUGGAUGGUGAAGCUGGAAAAGGAGUUGUGUAUCGGUCUGUGAACAUUUUCUCCCCAGACAGAUUUGUCUACUUUUUUUCAGAUGCACCACACCUCAUGAAAACAGCCAGAAAUAAUCUUGCAAAGUCAAAUUGCGCUAAUGCUUCCAGGCUAUUGUGGAACAAUGGUUGUUAUUUGCUGUGGAGUCACAUACAUGAAAUUUACCAAGAAGACCUCGAGUGUGGAUUGAAGCUACUACCAAAGCUCAGCAAUGAUCAUGUAAGUCUUACUCCGUACUCAGCAAUGCGCGUUCAUCUUGCUGUACAAGUUUUAAGUUCAAGCAUGGCUAAGGUUUUGCAUGAAUAUGGGGCAAAAGAAGCAAAAGGCACAUCUGAUUUUUGUGAGAAAAUGGAUAUGUUUUUCGAUUGUAUGAAUGUGAGAAAUACAGUAGAGUACAAGCAUAAGCAGAAGCCAUUCCUGGCACCAUUUGAAUCACUGCAAGACCCAAGGUUUGUUUGGUUGAAAGAUGAGUUCCUUAAGUAUUUUCAGAACUGGCAACAAUCAAUAGAAGAAAGAGAAAGUGACUUCACAAAAGCGAACAAGCAAGCUAUGUUUUUAUCAGGCCAAACCUAUGAAGGUCUUCAGAUCACCACAUAUUCAAUAAUUGAGGUUGUCAAGUAUCUUUUGGAGGCUGGUGUGGAAUAUGUGUUGACAGAACGUUUUUGUCAAGAUGAUCUAGAAAAUUAUUUUGGUAAACAACGAGCUAUAGGUUGCAGAAGAGAUAAUCCAAACCUUUACAGUGUUGGAUACAAUGAUAAUAUUAUCAAAUCUCAGUUCAGUGUUGUUCCAAUAUCCGGAAAUGUUAGAUCCAAAGGAGACAAGUGGAAUAUAAUUUCAGAAGAGCCAUUGACAAAGCGUAAAAAGUGUGCAAAAAGUGACUUAUAGAUCAUAAAGCAAGUUGGUGUUGUGGAUGUUCUGUUUUGUUAUUUUUCAUUUUUAUAGUAGUAAAUACAAGUUAAGAGCAAGCAUACAGCAUGAUAACAUCAAACAACUAAUGCAAAUGUUGAAUUAUGUACCAAUAAGUUAUAAAACGUUUUACAAAUAACAUUAUACAGAUAUGCUAAAAGACAUCUUCCCAAACGAUUCAUGUUAUUCAAAAGACAAGGAUGUUAAAUUAGCCAUUGAUGUAAGACUGCCCUUAUCCUCUUGGCUCAUUGAAAAAUAAAAUUUCAUCACACAGAUCAAGGGGUGGAAUCUUGAAUAAUAAUAUUUUUUCUUCGACCAGAAUCAGGAACAUUAAUUAGAAUUUGAAAAACCUGUAUGCAUGUCUUGAAGAGGCAAAAUUGAUUAAGGGAAUAUAAGAUUUUAUAAUAUUAAUAUGUCUAUGCUCAAGUAAUGAACAUCCUCCUAGCCCUUCAUAAAUUCAGAGGGAUGUUAUAAAACUUUCAACAUCCGGGGUUAGCUUGCAAGCCAACAUAUUUACCAAUAAUUAUUGAUCAGGUUAUCAAAAAACUUUAUCAAAAUAAUAAUUAACCAGGUUAUCAAAAACUAUUAUACAGUAAGUACCAGCAUACAAGAAACCACUUUUUAAACUGAGGCCUCAGGAAGUUUCAUGUUAAGAGAGACUUUUCAUAUCUAAGUUUCUUAUCAAUAAGUACUGUCAAGUCAAAUUAAGUCAAUAUGACAGUACUGUCCAUGUAUGUUUAUUCAGUAUUACUGGUAGUGGUUUAUAAUAUAAAAUCUCCAGUAUAUUUUUUCAUAUCAAUAGAAUACACAGAAUAUUAUCAUCCUACAGCGUUAACAGAAGAAACUACUUGAAAAAAGAAACAUUUUAAUUUCAGGCCUAAAAUUGUUUCUUAUCAAAUGAGCCUCCUUUUGAAGAAAAUGAGGCCUGUUUCUUAUAAAAGGGGGUUUCCUAUAUGCAGGUACUUGCUGUACAAUAAAACUCAGUGUCCUAAAUCUUUACUUAAACUUGCUUGUUUUAUCUCAGUUCUUAAAGGGCGUUUUUUUGUUGAUAUCUUUCUUUCUUUAUGUUUUUCCUUUAUUUCCUUUGCUAAGGAGUGUGAACGAACCCGUAUGAAGAGAUGAAUAACAUGUUCAAA